AUCAAGCGAAUUAAGAUCGACGCGCCGCGCAGCAGCGCUGACGAUAUCCUCGUUUCUGUUCGAUAGUUCGUGUUAGUUGAUCAGUUCGGCUGUUCGUACGCCGCUAUGGAUUCUUUGGCGAAUUACGCCAGCGACGGCGACAACAGUAACAAUUCGGACGAUGCGAAGACACCUAUUCAAGAGCAGGAAGAGACAAAUAGGAGGGCCAGCGAUGCCAACUACGACCCGGUACAAAUGGACAUGAGUGAGGAGAGCAACAACAACAAUUCCUCCAGGGAAUCCAGUAGCGAACGUGUGAACAGCCCCCUGGUGACACAGUCUACCUUUAGUUCGAGAACGGAAUCGUCUCGGUCCUUAUCUUCUCCGUCAGACCAGAGGCGAACCGAGAAUCUUGAGAAUCAUACGAGCUCGAAAGACGAUCAUAAGCGAGGGGAGCGGAGCGAACGCAGUAGCAGUAGCCGUCACGUGUCCGACAAAGGAGGUCGCCGCUCUUCGUACGACGACCGGAAGCAGCGUGACAGCAGUCACAGGGAUAGCAGGGAUUCGAAGAGAAAUAGGGACGACGAUAGGAAGUCGCGAGACGAAGACAAGUCGCGAAAGUCGGUCGGCUCGUCCAAGGAUGAGAAGAGCGACGACCGGGGGGAGAGGAGCGACAAGGAUCAUCAUUACAGGGACGACAGGAGGGAUCGAAAUCGCGAGAGGGAUCGGCGUAGGGACCGCGACAGGGAGAGGGAUCGGCGACAUUCCAGGGAUGACCGGUCGAAGGAUCGACACCGAGACGAGCGUUCGAGUUAUCACAAGGAGAAGGAUCGCGCGCGGUCGAGGUCGCGAUCGAGGGAUCGCGCGCCACUGCCGUUCAGGACGAUGAGCUACCGGGAGGAGAAGGGACGGAACAAGUUGGCGCAGCUGGAGAAAUUGGGGAUAGAGUUGAAGCCACCCGAGGGUGACUCCGUAACGCCCGGCGUGCAAACCGAGCAGAAUUAUUACAAUCCGUUGGCGACGGCGACGCAGGGCAAGUACGCGGAGCAGAUACAGAAGAGGAAGCUGCUGUGGGCGAACAAGUCGAAACCAGACGACGGUAACAGCUCGUCGACCGCAGCUUCCACUGCCAAUACAUGGAUGGGCACGACCUUCACUCAUGAUCAAGAUGGGAAGGUAACCGCGAAAUUCAAACGUUUGAUGGGCAUCAAGGGCGAUCUGCCAAGUGUUCCGGUAGUAGGGGCUAAACCGGAUAUUCUGAAGAAACAGGAGGAGAUGUUUAACAAUAUGGAACAACAGUAUGAAGUUGCGCGUGCCACCACUCAUACUCAACGUGGUGUUGGGUUAGGUUAUGCUACUGGUGGCUAUCAAUUUCCACGAUGAACACACUGAAACACCUCCUCCUCUUCUUCCCGACAUCCACCCAUUUAAUACCGAUAGACAAAUGUAUGAAAUGUAGUUGCGUUCAACAUCAGCGAUCUGGUAGAUUUGAUUACUUUCACUGGGUAACGAGAGAUUUAAUUAAUAAGCCUUUCAUUUGAAUCGCCCCCUGAGUCGAUAGUGAAUUAUAGCUGGUUCAGUUUUCAAAGUUCACCACGAAGUUCUGUAUUUUUGUUCUAAGCACUGGAAAUAAAUUUAUUAAGAUUAUCU
Molecule: messenger RNA, 1629 nt
Organism: Dinoponera quadriceps
Lineage: Eukaryota; Metazoa; Arthropoda; Insecta; Hymenoptera; Formicidae
Product: arginine/serine-rich coiled-coil protein 2
Exons: 5
Coding region: 106-1362 (418 amino acids)
Source: RefSeq, a predicted model, not a curated record